GCAAUAUCUUUCGAGCAAGACGAACGCGAGUGAUGGUUUUGGAAAUCGAAUUGUGUGGAAUGUACGAAAUUGUGCCCUGGACCUUCAUCAAAGGUGUGACACUUCAGUUGAAUGUUUAAGAUUUGUGUGGACCUGAGUGGAGUUUGUUACAACUGACUAGACGGAAAUGAGUUUAGACUCUCUCGAUUCGAAAUCGGGUAGUCCCUAUUCUCACGGAAAGCAUUGGCGUCGGAGAAAUAAACGAGGAGAAGAAGAAGACGACGGUUUCAAUCUGGAAAAUCGCUACUCUCGUCCAAUCAACAUUGUAAACUACAACCGCCAAGAAUCGGGAGAAAUGCACACCUCGCCUGGAUCUCCUUAUCAAAUAAGAAAACCGGUUGCCCUGUGGGUCGAACAGCAGCAGAGGCACAACACUGACGAAGAGUGGGAUAGCAGCCAGGAGUCAGAACUGAAUUUUGAGCAAAAACAUGAUCGUGGAGAGGACAACGCGUCCAAUAAAGCUCGACGGCGCAAUAUUGACCAGAGUGAGAGGAGAGUUGGUGAUGGUGCCAUCUACCAUCCUCAGGAGGAGCAGGUUCAGUUCCCGAUAGUAUAUCAGAGCACUCGAAACCUAAACCAAAUUCGACAGAGGAGAAAUUCGGAGCUCCACCGAACGCGCGGUUUCAAAUCAAAGUCGAAACGUGUAAUCAACAAAAAAGGCAACCUGAAUGUGCUGCUGGUUAACUUGCCCCAGAAAUCGCUGCGAUUUGUGAAGGAUCUCGUGACCACAUUGGUAGACGUCCAGUGGCGGUAUUUGUUGCUAGCGUUCGGACUCAGCUUUUUCGGCAGCUGGAUACUGUUCGCGACGCUGUGGUUCCUGAUUGCGUACGCCCACGGUGACCUGGACUUUGAUCCGGAAACGGGUGAACGGUUGGGCGACGGAGGCCAGCCGUGCGUGCUGAACGCCAAAAGCUUCGCCGGAUUUCUGCUGUUCAGCAUCGAAACUCAGGUGACGACCGGUUUCGGCGACAAGGUACCAACGGAAGAAUGUCCCGAGGCGAUUUUCCUGCUGAUUGUCCAGAUUAUCGUGGGUCUCGUCAUCGAGGGUGGCAUGGUGGGAAUCGUGUACGCGAAACUGAUCCGUCCACCGAAACCACACCCACGGGACAAACGGUUCAGCAGGGUGGCCGUCGUUUGCCAACGGGAUGGUAAACUGUGCUUCAUCUUUCGGGUGUGCGAUCUCAAGUUCCAUCACGCCAUCGGAACAAAAGUUACCGCCGUAAUGCUCGAGCAGCGCCGAUCGCUCGAGGGCGAACUCAUCGAAAAGUACGAAUCGUCCAUGAAGCUCGAAAACAAGGGACGAAUUCUGCUGUUCUGGCCGUUGACGGUGUGCCACGUGAUCGACUGCGACAGUCCGCUGUUUGACAUUUCGGCGAAAGAUUUGCUCGAAAAACGGUUCGAAAUCGUGGUGACAAUCAGCGGUGGGAACAAAACUACGGGCCAGGUUAGUGAAGCCAGCACGUCCUAUCUGCCGGGGGAGAUCUACUGGGGGCACCGGUUCCAGAACAUGAUUCACUACGACGGAGCCAAUGAACACUUUGUCGUGUCCGGCCAGCAUCUGGAUGCUACCGAGCCGGUUGAUACGCCGCUGUGUAGCGCCCGGCGGUUGGAGGAGGUCCUGGAAGAAGUGCAGCGCUUUAUGGAGAACGAUCGUGUGCGGGAGUUUGACGGAAUGGACGAUGAUGCCGCGAGUGACUCAGAUCAUGGUUUGCAAAUUAAAGAAUUGCGUAUCGCGUUGGAGAAGGAAUUUAAAAGCUCGAAUCAGUCUAUGGGAAAGGCGGUGUUGGAUGAAUCAUCCAAUGAUAUUAACGAAGAAAAGGAACUCGAAAAUUGUAAUAAAACUUGAUGUUUUACUGUCAAAUUUAAUAACCUAGGAGAUUAAAAUUGUGAAAUUUUCCGUUUUGA
Molecule: messenger RNA, 1944 nt
Organism: Culex pipiens pallens (northern house mosquito)
Lineage: Eukaryota; Metazoa; Arthropoda; Insecta; Diptera; Culicidae
Product: ATP-sensitive inward rectifier potassium channel 11-like
Exons: 7
Coding region: 167-1885 (572 amino acids)
Biological process (GO): regulation of monoatomic ion transmembrane transport; potassium ion import across plasma membrane
Cellular component (GO): plasma membrane
Molecular function (GO): inward rectifier potassium channel activity
Source: RefSeq, a predicted model, not a curated record